AUGUCCUCAGAAGCAGUUACAGAUGUGAAAGGUGUCACUGAUAACAAAGAAAAGCAGACUGUGGAAGAGGUUGAGAGUUUGCUUCAGGCUUCUUCUGACAGAGUAAAACUGUGCAACACAAUCCUAGAUGAUCUUAAGCUUCUAAAUGAGGCAUUAGUGAGGAGGUCUCUUCAGGAUGUGUCCAUGUCAACACAGAAGUGA
This is a messenger RNA of Knipowitschia caucasica, 201 nucleotides long. NCBI's taxonomy places the organism in Eukaryota, Metazoa, Chordata, Actinopteri, Gobiiformes, Gobiidae. The record is from the annotation of a GenBank genome assembly.